AUGGAUGAAUUAAUGAAAAAAUGCAACCAGAAAUCUUUGGCAUACACCGUGUGUGUCUUUUCUUUGAUUUUGAUACCAACAUUAUCGGUUAUUUGCGUCACAAUGCCUGAAAAAGUACUAUUUGAAGUGUAUUAUUUUGGGUCAACAACCAAAAUCCAAAGAACAACCCUUUAUGUCACAACAGCAAGCUUCCUUGUUAUGUUUUUCACAAGUUUGUUACUUUUUUUUGGUAUAAAAGAAGGUAAAAGUUGCUACAUUCUUGUCUGGAUUUUGGUCAUGAUUGUAUCCUGGACCACACAUUUGAUUAUUUCACUUAUUUCAGUCUCAAAUUUUGUCAUAGAGGGGUUGGAGGACGAAUUUUGGCGAAACUAUGCCUUCUUUUUUGUAUUUAUUGGACAAGUGUUGUGGCUUGCAAACAUCGUUUUCAUGUGGUCUUAUUGGAAAAAAAUGAAGACGAGUAAUGACGUCGCAAAUUUGGCGCAAUAUUUGGUAGAACGGGGGAAAAUUCUCCUCGAGAGGAGAAGAACGCCCCCAAAUGUGGAGGAACUGGCGCAAACCCAAAAUAGUUUCGCUACCGAAGUGGAGGUGGCGCCACAAGAACAGAUUUCUGAUAGUUGA
Molecule: messenger RNA, 618 nt
Organism: Tribolium madens (black flour beetle)
Lineage: Eukaryota; Metazoa; Arthropoda; Insecta; Coleoptera; Tenebrionidae
Exons: 4
Coding region: 1-618 (205 amino acids)
Source: RefSeq, a predicted model, not a curated record